This is a messenger RNA of Haliaeetus leucocephalus (bald eagle), 2802 nucleotides long. RefSeq names its product endoplasmic reticulum metallopeptidase 1 (gene ERMP1). Bases 1 to 2580 code for a protein of 859 amino acids. Gene Ontology annotation, molecular function: metalloexopeptidase activity. NCBI's taxonomy places the organism in Eukaryota, Metazoa, Chordata, Aves, Accipitriformes, Accipitridae. Gene Ontology annotation, biological process: proteolysis. The record is from RefSeq and is a predicted model, not a curated record. The transcript is spliced from 16 exons.
AUGUCACAGAGCACAAGAGACAAGUAUCUUCAGAGUCGCCAGAGGUGUCGGCGCAGCGGGUGGGAGUCCGGCGGGCUGGCUGAGGCUGAGCCGGUGCGGGCCUCUCCCGUCAGCUGCUGGGUUACCGUCCUUCGCGGAACGCUGGGGUCUUCCCCUGCCCUCGGCGAGAGCUCGGAGCCCGCUCGGGCACUCGCGGAACAUAGGGGGUAUCUUGACAACAUAACGGCAAUUGGGCCCAGAACAGUUGGAAGUCCAGAAAAUGAAGUUCUUGCAGUUAACUACCUCUUAGAACAAAUUCAGGCAAUAGAAAGAGAAAGCACAGAUGCUCACAAGAUAUCUGUAGACAUACAGAGGCCCACCGGCUCCUUCAGUAUUGACUUUUUAGGAGGCUUUACUAGUUACUAUGCAAAUAUAACCAAUGUCAUAGUGAAGCUGGAACCCCGAAAUGGAGCUGAGCAUGCAGUGUUAUCCAAUUGUCACUUUGAUUCCGUACCGAAUACCCCAGGUGCCAGUGAUGAUGCUGUUAGCUGUGCAGUGAUGCUUGAAAUACUCAACACACUUUCAAAAUCAUCAGAGCCCCUGCAGCAUGCUGUCAUAUUCUUAUUUAAUGGUGCAGAAGAAAAUAUUUUGCAGGCUAGUCAUGGCUUCAUUACACAACAUGAGUGGGCCAAGUCAAUUAGAGCUUUUAUUAACCUGGAGGCAGCAGGUGUAGGAGGAAAAGAACUUGUUUUUCAAACAGGACCUGAGAAUCCUUGGUUGGUACAAGCAUACGUAGUUGCAGCCAAACAUCCCUUUGCCUCUGUGGUGGCACAGGAAAUAUUUCAGAGUGGCAUUAUCCCAGCAGAUACAGACUUCCGUAUCUACAGGGACUUUGGCAAUGUUCCAGGAAUAGAUUUGGCUUUUAUUGAAAAUGGCUAUAUUUAUCAUACAGAAUAUGACACAUCAGACAGAAUUUUAACAGAUUCCAUUCAGAGAGCAGGUGACAAUAUUCUAGGUGUCCUAAAAUACCUAGCAACAUCAGAUAAGUUGGCUAAAUCUUUUGAGUAUCGACAUGGAAAUGUUGUGUUCUUUGAUGUACUUGGUUUAUUUGUCCUGGCUUAUCCUGCUCGUGUUGGCACCAUCAUGAACUAUAUUACAGCAGCAAUUGCUUUUCUUUAUUUAAGCAAGAAAGUAUUACAGCCCAAAACUAGAGCUAUUCAUAACCUGAAGAAAUUCUCUACUGCAUUCGGCGUAACACUGAUAAGUUGGGUCUGCACACUGGUGACAGUCCUUAUAGUGGCAGUGUUCAUCUCUGUCAUUGGACGAUCUCUUUCUUGGUACACCCAUUUCUAUGUUUCCGUGUUUCUGUAUGGCACUGCAGCUGCAGCUAAUCUUGUUCUUGUGCAUACACUAGCCAAGAAGUUCUUCCUCAAGAAUAUGAAUGAGCAGUACCUGGGAGAUAUUUUUUUUGAUGCCUCAUUGAUGAUUUGGUCUAUAACAUUGACUGUGGUUACUCAGAUGGGCCUUUGUUCAGCAUUCAUUUGCACGUUAUGGGUAGCAUUUCCUUUACUUGCUAAACUGAUGAUCCAUAAAGAAUUCAGCCAAAAAGGUGCCACAAUGAAGUUUGUCAUGGUGUACAUGCUCGGAAUGUUUGUUCCGUAUCUGUAUAUGAUGUAUCUUAGUUGGACUGUAUUUGAAAUGUUUACACCUAUUAUGGGACGAAGUGGUUCCGAAAUUCUACCAGAUGUGGUGUUGGCAGGAUUUAUUGUGGUCAUCACUAUGAUUCUGUCAUCCUAUUUUAUUAACUUCAUUUACCUUGUCAAAAGUACAAAAACGACGCUAAUAACUCUAACUGCUGUGUUUGUAGUCACUCUGAUUCUCGUUUGUAGUGGAAUCUUCUUUCCUUACAGUUCUGAUGCGGCUAAUCCAAAGCCUAAGCGAGUCUUUCUCCAGCACACGAGUAGAAGAUUUCAUGAUGUAGAUGGAAAUGUGGUUAAAAGUGACUCUGGUAUAUGGAUUAAUGGAUUUGAUUAUAAUGGGAUAUCUCACAUAACUCCCCAUGUACCUGAAAUCAACGACACCAUUAGAACUGCAUGCGAGGAGCACGCUCCUUUCUGUGGCCUUCCUUGGAUUCUGCCAGUGCAUUUCAUGUUCCGGAAAAACUGGUAUCUUCCUGCUCCAGAAAUUUUUCCAAGAAGCCCCCUUCACUUUAAAGUUCUGUCCAAGGAGCUGAUGCCUUGGAACUCUGUGAGGUUAAGCUUUGAAGUAUCUGGUCCAAGUCACAUGUCUCUCUAUGUUCGGCCACAUGAAGGGUCGGUUCUGUCCACCUGGUCUCUCGGGGAUGGUAUACCAGUUGCUAGCUUAGGAGGAGACUAUUUUGUGUUUUACUCCCAUGGGCUGCAGGCUACACCGUGGCACUUCUGGGUAGAACUGACAGCCCCAGAAAAGCAUUCUGAUGGAAUAGUCUCCCUCGCCAUAGCAGCACAUUACUUUUUUGGGGAAGAUCAAAAGUCACCUCAACUCUAUGCCUUACUGGAGAGGUUUCCAAACUGGACGUUUUCUUCUGGUUGGUCCUGCACUUACGACCUUUUUGUCUUUUAAUGUUGACAGUAAUGCAGCGCUAAUAGGGUAAUCUGUCUGAUGCAGAAUGCUGUUAUAGCAAACACUUUCUAACAAGAUGCCAGAGACUUUCACAAGAAUUUAAAGUACUUUGGUGACAAAUGGUGUUUCUUUGGCAGUUUGACUAUUUAAAGACUACUGCUGUCUUGGGGAUAUGACUUCGUGUCAACAUGAAUGCAGUUCACCUUGGUUCUUCCACUGAAA